Molecule: messenger RNA, 555 nt
Organism: Drosophila innubila
Lineage: Eukaryota; Metazoa; Arthropoda; Insecta; Diptera; Drosophilidae
Exons: 1
Coding region: 20-454 (144 amino acids)
Source: RefSeq, a predicted model, not a curated record
AAAAUUUCUUCCAAAAUUGAUGAACAUUUUGGCCUGGUGGCAUUUUAGAGAUUUCAUCGAAAUUCGAACGCAAUUCAAAAUGUGCAGUCGAACACGUUGGGGCCGCAUCGAUCCCACCGUACAGGUGGACCUGGUGCAAGGACCUGCGCACCGUGUACUUCAGCUGGAUAAGAGAACGCUGCCGCGAUUCGUGCAACAGCAGUUGCUGUUGAUGGCAUCGCCGUCGCCGUUUCUUAAUUUCUUGAACAAGUUUCGUCUGGACAAGAUACUGAUUAAUCAUGAAUUCAAGGGCGUUUACACGAUGCGCACAUCGGCGACUGUCACCGAGCUGGCGGCGCACGCCUGGCGCAUCAUGAGCAUCUCGGAUCGACAGCCGUACAUUCGGCUGGCCCGCAAGGCACAGCAGAUACAGCGGUCGCGGAUGCUGCACUUCUUCUGCCGUGACGCCACUUGAAUCCAUUCUCUAUCUCUCUCUUCACUCGACACGCUCCAUGUUCCAUUUGAUUGCCUUCCCCUCUUUUGUAUGAAUCCAAAGAUAAUGCUUUAACUAAAAAC